This is a messenger RNA of Daphnia magna, 744 nucleotides long. RefSeq names its product larval cuticle protein 65Ag1. The coding region runs from base 133 to 651 and encodes 172 amino acids. The record is from RefSeq and is a predicted model, not a curated record. Gene Ontology annotation, molecular function: structural constituent of chitin-based larval cuticle. The transcript has 3 exons. Gene Ontology annotation, cellular component: chitin-based extracellular matrix. Lineage: Eukaryota; Metazoa; Arthropoda; Branchiopoda; Diplostraca; Daphniidae.
AAGUACCACCACAGUAGGAAACUAGGCCAAACAAAGCACAUAAGCAAAUAAGGGCCCUUUCACGGGGCUAUAUAAACUCAAACACAGUCGACGUUAAGACAUCAGUUGUCAAUUCCAACAACCAACGUCAACAUGAAGCUGUUUAUCAUCGUCGCUGUUUUGGCCGUUGCUGCCGCCGCUCCUUCGGGAUACAAAACCGAGGAGGAGAAAUACGGAAAGGACUACAAAUACCCGGAGAUCACUGUCGUCGGCCAAUCCGACGAGCGCAACCUCGAUGGCAGCAGCAAGUGGAACUACGCUCUGUCUGAUGGCACCACCCGUGAAGAAGCCCAAGAGCAGAAGAAGUUCACCGUCACCAAAGUCGAUGACUACGGCAAAGAAACCAAAGAGGAAGUCUACGGAAACACCAACAAAGGAUCUUCCUACUGGGUUUCUGCUUCGGGAGAGAAAAUUACAUUGACCUGGACCGCCGAUGAUGCUGGAUUCCAGCCCAAGGGUGACCACUUGCCCGUUGCUCCCGUCCACGUCUACGAGCUUCCAGUCGCCCCUGUUCACGAAUACGUUCUGCCCGUUGCUCCCGUGCACGAAUACGAACUUCCAGUUGCUCCCGUCCACAUCCCCUUCAACGGAAAAGGCCACAAAAUCUUUUAAAUUAUCCGACUAUAAGCCUCUAAAUUAAACCCAAUGUAUUCUUCGUCCAAGAUGUCGAAUGCGUUACUGUAAAUACACCCAACGAACAUUCAA